AUGGAAGAGUCAUCUGAAGGAGGAAUGAAGAAUCUGGAAGCACAAUGGGAGAAGUUUAGGCUCUCGGAGGAGGAGAUGCUUGUUGUUGAUGUUGGAAAAGAAGUAGAGCAGGAUGUAUGGGAGUGUGGGGAACAAAGUAUUGUGGGGAAGAUAUGCAUGGAAAGAUCAAUUGGAAUGGAGAUUUUAGCAGUCACGAUGGGGAAGAUUUGGAGGAUCAACAAGCCUGCUGAAUUUCGUGAGAUAGGCGAUAAUAAAUUUGUGAUUACCUUCCAAUCUUUGAGUGAUAAAUUGCGAGUGCUAGAUGGUAGACCAUGGUUGUUUGACAACCACCUGUUUGCACUUAAGACAUUUGAGAAUUUUGCCCAGCGAAAUGAGUGGAAGUUCGAAAGUGAGUGGUUCUGGAUUCAGAUCCAUAAUUUGCCAAUGUUCUGCAUGAUGAAAGAGAAGGGAAAAGUGAUUGGAGAGUCACUUGGAAGAUUGAUAGAUGUGGAUGUGCCAGGUGAUGGUAUUGGUUGGGGGGAAUUCCUACGGGUAAGGGUGGAGAUACCUCUGAGAAGGGCUGUGGUUAGAGGAAGAUGGAUUAAGGUAAAUGAAACAAAUGUAUGGGCUAAUCUUAAAUACGAGAAGCUGCCCAAGCUAUGCUUUCAGUGUGGUUGGUUAAUCCAUGGAGAGAAGGGUUGUGUGAGGGAGGGUGAGGGCAAGGGGAUUGGGAAUGUAGCUCAGGAGCAGUUUGGCUCGUGGUUAAGAGCUGAGAGGGGGCUUUAA
This is a messenger RNA of Juglans regia (Persian walnut), 765 nucleotides long. RefSeq lists its product as uncharacterized. NCBI's taxonomy places the organism in Eukaryota, Viridiplantae, Streptophyta, Magnoliopsida, Fagales, Juglandaceae. The record is from RefSeq and is a predicted model, not a curated record. The transcript has a single exon. Bases 1 to 765 code for a protein of 254 amino acids.